UGUGCGGAAACCGUUGUCUCUGUCUCCGCCUGGGACAAGAGCUUCAAGCGGAGUCACGGCUUUCAAAGAUACCUGCAGACAAAGAGGUCCACGUUAAAGUUAAUUCAGAAAGAGAAUAUUUUUUUUCUUACGGACACACAUAUAUGCAUAUUUUUUCAUCUGUUCCCAAACUUUCAGCGCAAGGAGAGUUUUCACAGGAAAACAGGGGCAGGCGGAGCUUACAUUUUGAUUCAGCGAUCCUCAGUUCCAGACAUCUGUGAGCGAUGUUUGACAAACAGCACUAUGAGAGUCCACCUGUUUACAGUCCUCCUUUCACCUCUCCAUCCAACAACGGCUAUGGCCCUCCAGGCAGCUUCCAUGGCCCCCAGAGCGAUUACAACGCGUACCCACCUCCGCCGGGAUCUUACUACAUUGAGGACAAACCGCAGCACUUCUACAAAUGGCUGUCACCUCCCGGGAUCAUCAAGGCCAUGAUGGCUACAGUGAUCGUGCUGUGUGUGGCCAUAUUUGCCUGCGUGGCUUCCACUCUCAUGUGGGACAUCCAGUAUGGAUAUGGUAUGGGAACGGGUUACUAUGGCUCUGGGAUGGGCUACGGCAGCGGAUACAUGGGUGGCAGCUAUGGCUCAGGAGGUUAUGGGGGUUAUGGUGGAUACGGCAACUACUACGGCUCCUACAUCUCACCUUACUCUGCCAAAUCCGCCAUGAUUGCCAUGGCAGCCAUUAACUUCAUAGGAGCACUGGCAUUCUUCAUCACCAGCUUCUCUAAAUCCAACACAGUCCGCAGCAGGAAGUUCUUUCUGGCCCUCCUGAUAACCAGCAUCAUCAUGGCUGUCCUGCAGGGCAUCAUAAACAUUGUCUACAUUGUUGGAGUGAACCCCAUGGCCCAGAGCUCCUCCAGUAUGAUGUACAAUCCGAUGCUCAUGAUGUGCCAGAACCUCUAUCAGACCAGCUACUCGCAAAUGGGAGGAGUGGGAGGCUUCCCCAUGUACAACCAGUACCUCUACCAUUACUGCUUUGUGGACCCACAGGAGGGAGUUGCCAUGGUGUGUGGAUUCCUGGUUGUAAUCGCUUUGGGUGUUGCAGCUUUCUUUGCACACAAAACUAGAGGGAAGAUCUGGCGCUACGGGAAACCAAACAUCUACUGGGAGGAGCCUCUUGUUGGAGGGAAGGCCUCAGAGGGCAGAGAUGUGGAGGAAUGGGUGAACAAUGUGGAGGAAAGUCGCAGUGUUCAGGAUGCCCCUACCCUGCUGGUGUCCGAGAAGGGAGGUGGGCUGCUCAAUGCCUCUGCAAACAGUGUCAUCUCCUACCCCCCAGCAAAGGUGGACAGCAGCUCCUAUAAUGGGGACACGUACGACGACAACGAAUACUCAGAGAAGACCACCAGCCGGCCAUUGGAGGCCUUGUCCCAUGGUGGAAGGACCAGCUCCAGCCCCUCAGAGGAGACGGGUGGGGGCCGCAAACCCUCUGCCAACAGGGGCAAGAGACGCAGACGUAACCCAGAGUUGGACGAGUCUCAGUAUGAGACAGAGUACACCACAGGAGGAGAGACGGGCAAUGAACUCGACAUAGAGGAGUUGGAGAGCAUGUAUCCGGAGAUAACCUCUGAUGCUCAGCGUCACGAUUACAAGAGAGAGUUUGAUGCCGACCUUAGGGAGUACAAGCGUCUGUGUGCCGAGAUGGACGACAUCAAUGAUCAGCUGAACAAACUCAGCCGGCAUUUGGACACACUGGACGACACCUCUGCCAAAUACCAGGCUGUAGCAGAGGAAUAUAAUCAACUAAAGGAUCUGAAGCAGACAUCAGACUACCAGUCUAAGAAGAAGGAGUGUCGCAGGCUGAGACACAAACUGUUCCACAUCAAACGCAUGGUGAAGGACUACGACAAGAACCACUCAUGAAUCCCCUCAGUCCUGACUCUCAGCUCUGUGGUCUACACAGCAAACACUCACAGACACCGGCCAAGAUACACUCCAAAAUACCACAAAGACUGUGUGACAUGCUGAGACCAAAGUUACCUGCACAGCACCUACACACACUGGAUACAGAGGGGCACAUUUACACACACACACACACACACACACACACACACACACACAGGGAACAUACUGUUAAUACAUACAUGUUAAUAAUAAUGAUCUAAGCUUGUGUUUCUUUCAUUCUCUCUGAUCAAAAAAUGUAUGAAUAACUACUUUUUUGGGAAGACAAUGGAAGCAGGACCCUCAACAAUUGUAAACACUGCUAUUAUCAAAAAGGUCCAGUUCAUUGUUUGCAGUAUGCAGCCACUUGAAAGGUUGUUUGAAAGUCAGUUUACCUUCAGUCACCUGUGAUUACUCUGUGCUUGGUUUCUGUGGCUCUGUUUGCUCUCCAGACUGGCAACCUUUCUUUGUUUUAUCUCCUCAGAUAAGAGGUGGAACAGUAUUGUAGAGAACAUGGUAAUGGGUGAGACAGGUUGCUGGGAUUGUUUUUGAGCAAAUACAAAGUUUCUUUUAACCCUUGGCAUGGCGUUAUCUUUGUCUCAAAUGACCUUUAGUUGUGCUUUUCUCGUGCUCUUCGUCAGUGUUUUUAACUAACUUCAGUGUCAGUGAAGUUAACUGCUCUCUGCCGGGACCAUGUGUAUUGUUUUUUUUUUUUUUUAAAAUACUGGAUUUUUGUCUGAACUAAGAUGUUGAGACUGAUUGUUAUAGAUGCAGUGAGACCAAAAAGGGCAUAAAUUGGCCAAUGAGAUAUGUGUGACAUUGUUGUGUUGUAUAUAUGCUUAAUGAAUCUUGUUCAUUCUAUGUACCAAGAACAAAUUUACAGUACGUAUCUGUGUUUUAGAUUCAGCAGAUAUCUUAGCCUAUGUGAUGACGUUAUCUGUUAUUUGUACACACUAAAGACCCACUAUGGCUUGUUCUUUUUUUUUUAAUCAGUGGUCAUUUGAAAUAUACAUAAGCUAUGCAAAAUAGUUAAAUUAGAUUAUUUUUAUAUUGUUUGUCAUGGAUGUUCCUCAACAAACUGGAAAACAUGUCUCACUGUUUCUGACUGUAUAAACCGAUCACAUCUUUUCAUUUGAUUCUUUACCAAUGAAAAUGAUCAUCAUCAUUAUCUUCAUCAUCGUCAUCUGUAAUUUUUGUUUUAAUCCGCUUCGCUUGCAAAGUGUUACGAUCUGCUGUACCUUAUGAAAUUGAUCAGACACGCUUUCGAUUUGUCAUGCAUUUGUAUUUUUAUGAAGAACAUUGUUGUCAUUUUACAAACCAUUUGCGAGCCAUUUAUUUUUGUAUGAAUUUAUUUUCUUUGAUGCUAUUAUUAAAGACCUUUUUUUUUGUUACUGUACACUUCCAUAUGGUAUGAUGUUUAAAAAGUAUUGAAUUCAGUAAGUAAUAAACAUUUCUAAUUCUCUAAAAAGUAGUUAGAUCCAUCUCCUAUUGUUUCAGUUUUUUUCAGACCCUCCUGGUUCCGAGAUAACUGUAGCUC
Molecule: messenger RNA, 3453 nt
Organism: Toxotes jaculatrix (banded archerfish)
Lineage: Eukaryota; Metazoa; Chordata; Actinopteri; Toxotidae
Product: occludin
Exons: 9
Coding region: 264-1898 (544 amino acids)
Biological process (GO): positive regulation of transcription elongation by RNA polymerase II; bicellular tight junction assembly; snRNA transcription by RNA polymerase II
Cellular component (GO): bicellular tight junction; transcription elongation factor complex; membrane
Molecular function (GO): cis-regulatory region sequence-specific DNA binding
Source: RefSeq, a predicted model, not a curated record